AUACCUUGAUGCGUAUGAGCGUAUCAACUUUCUCGGGGAGGAUGGCGAAGAACGCGGGGCGGAGAUGGACGACGGCGAGGACUCCAGACUGAUGCGGACCAAACGUGCUAUACGGUCCCUCAACACAGUGCCCCUCAGUUACAACCAUCAACAUCACAACGUCCUGGAAUCAAUCAGAGGUGGUGCCGGGUUAUCCUCCGUUCUCUACAGACCAUCGCUGUACGACAAGCUGGCUCUGUCCUUGGCGUCUCCAUUGCCGAACGAACAUGACUUUGCCUUCAACGUGGGCACCAUCCUGAGCAAUGAGGGCCGUCACGUCAUGCAGUUGAGCCAGUGCCCACGCCUGAUCGAGCACAUGUUGGCUCACACGGGUGUAUUCAGAGAUUGGGAGACGCAGAAAUAUUUCCUCACAACAUACAAGGAGACCAAAAGCAGAAGUCUGGUACAGUUCUGGAUCGACUCCCUGGGUGACAAGAACGUGUUGGACCUGCUCAUCCCCGACAGUCUGGACCAGCCCCGGUUGUUAGACGAGGGGGAGGAGGGGGGGCCAGACCCAAGUAGAUGCGGUCUGGCCGAACUUAAUACCAGUGGUGCUAUAUACAGUAGGAAUGUGCAUAACCUGAGCAGUGACAGUUUGGAAAAUUUUGAUAAGGAGAAUUUUUUAUGCGAGGACACGUGCGAACCCACCAUACUACGGGGCAGCGGCUCUGGGUCCUCUUGUGUCGCGAGUGAAACUAAUCUAAACCUUGUAGAAAAUAGAAUACAGAGUGGAAGUUAUGAGAGUUUAGCAGACAGUGAAUAUGGGAGAAUACCAACCUCAGACAUCAUCAUCUCACAUAAGUUAAAAAAGGAUACCAUUUUAAAACGACUUGAGAAGGUUCUAGAAUGUGAAGGGAGUGACCUCAAGCUUGCGAAAGAGGACGGAGAAAUAUUUCACUUAGGGCGGGAUCUCGGGACGCAGGAUCCCGAGGGGACACGAAUAAGUCAAAUCCUUCACAUAAUUCGCAACUUAUCAUUUGAAGAGCAAAAUGUAGCAAGCCUUGCCAAGUCUCAAACAUGCCUCAGGUUUUUAGUUUUGUGUAUAUGUUCACGGUGGGGAGGGCUGGCGGUCAAUGCCUUGGACACCCUGGGUAAUAUCGCGCCCGAAGUCAAGUUACGCGACCCUAAAAUUGAUUCGUGUUCGGCUUCAUUAUUAGCGCACGUAUGUCAGGGCGUGUCCUCGCCAGAUAGAGCCUUCGUCCUCAGAUGCCUGGAGGUCCUCAACAAGCUGGCCAUGAACGACCCCAACGAAGAAGUCCUGAGUAACAAUAUUGAUUCUCCGGUAUAUGGGCAAAUCUGCAGGUACCUUACGAUCCAUGACAUAAUGCUGUUGAUAUACACUCUGGAGUGUCUGUAUUCAUUAUCGUCCUUGGGAACACAAGCAUGUAAUGCCAUAGUGCGAGCAACAGGGUCAAUCCACACACUCAUCUCUCUACUAACUGUAGAAGCACAAAGUUAUGGACCUGAAGCUUGUAUUGGCAUGAAGGUUGUAGAAACUGUGACUGGGGUAGUAAGUGAACCAGAGCCGGUGAAUCCUCCUCCACCUCCCACCCCGGCUCCCCCUGCUAGCGUUUCCUCGUUGUCCACACCGACGCCUCCUUCUGCCACCCCAGCGGUGCCUGUCAGUAGCAUCCAUUCCUCACCUAUUACAACUGGUGCCUCCAAGACCCCCCUCACUAAACCCGUCACCACAGCAGCAGCACCUGCUGUUUCCGCAGCUGCUACACCAGUUACAGGUGGUGACCCAAAGAAACUUGCAAGUCGAAUAGUUCCCCCAGAAGUGGAGGAUUUUGUUAAAGACUGGGUUACCAAGAACUAUGAAGCUUGCCAUGGAAACGCCAUAGAACAAGCAAUAGUGUAUCGCCAUUUUGCGGCUUCUAUGCAUUCUAUGGGCAGGAAACAGGGACUCAAUCCUGUACUUCUGUCGAAUUGUGUAAGAAAAGUGUUUGGGACUGGUGUUGGUCCCAGUCGACGACCUGUAGAUGAAGGGGCAGAGAAGUGGCACUAUAAUGGCAUCAGAAGACGUGACGGCAUUGUUGUUCCACCGAUGCCCGAGAAGAAGAAGGGCUUCAGAAUAAACAGCACUGUCCCUGUGUAUACACCGACCCCUGUCCUUCCUGCCAUCAAGACCGAGUCGAGUGAGGGAAGAACUGUGGGAACCAUUGUUGCCUCCCCCCAGCUGGUGUCAGCGACCACAGUUCAGACUGAUGGCAUCAUAUCACCAUCAUCACCCAUCUUGAAAGCCCAGCUGUCGGCACCACUGAGACCGUCCCCACCGCCGCCUGCCAGACCGCCACAGGGCAUGGUGAGUGGUACCAUGUCUCAAGGUGUGUAUAGCAGUGCACAGCAGCAACAGUUCCCACAGCAGCAAGCUCAAGGAGGCAACAGAACAGAUAAUUCUGCUUUAAUCAAGAGUCUUUUGGCCAACAAGGUAACUCCAGUGGGAGUAUGUCAGGCAGGCAGCAUGGACCCUCUCCACCCGCACCAGUCUCCCCAUUCACGACCCCUCCUGGUUUCCUCCGCACCACAGCAGCCCAGGGGGACCACGGGUGCUGUAUCAUAUGUACAAGCACUAUCCCAGGGUCCUCCGGGGCCCUUGGGACCCAUGCUCAGUCCUACUGGUAUGGGGUCUUCCCCUGGGAUGCAGGUAGUGUCGGGGGGGCAUGUAGGGGGUCUUGGGGGCCAGCACGGACCACACCAGCCAUCACCAGUUCAGGUGUCACGAAAUAUCCAAAAGCAGCAGUUACAGCAGCAGCACACGGAUAACAGCCAAGACAGCAGCAGCGAUUCACAGCUCAGAAAAACUACCUCCUUUAAUGGGAUAUGUAACGAGAUAAAAAGAUGUGAAGAUGAUUCCAAUUCCUUUCUUUCCUCUGGACUAAAUGACAAAAAGGUAACAAGUUUUGAAGGAAUAUUACAAAAUGGAAUUAAAUCAGAUGUAGACGUGAAGGAAGAGGAAUUAGAAUCAAAUACCAAAAAGAACGUGUUAGCGGAUCUGUUGGAAAAAACGGUCGGUGGAGAUAUAUUAAACGGUGUGGUUGAUCGUGAGUUAAGAAUUAGUGAUAGAGGACUGGAAUUUGUGAAUCAUGGCCAGCAAAUUAAAAUUAAUGGACCGUUAACUACUAAUGGUCAAACAGGACUUGAAUCUGGUCAGGGAGUGAAGAGACCGGCAACCCCUGACAAUGCUCCUGCCAAGAGGAUAGCCCUGGAGGACCCAAGAGCUGGCACUGAUAGUCGGAUCACAUUGUACGUCAGCCAGAACGGGAGUGAAAGUGGUGAAGUGAUUUCUCAAGGACACCAAGUGGUGUUAAGUCAAGGACAACAACUCGUUCCGUCAAACAGUGCCGCUCCACAGCAGAUGGUCGUGAGUCAGGCGUUAUUAGCCGGACAACAACAGGGAACGACUACGCAGACAGUCGUCACGCCCCAAGGCCAAGUGAUCCUCCAGCGGCCGGCCACACAGGCUGGCGUGUUCAUGCAGCAGGGCGGUCAGAUAAUUCAGGGUGCAGCUGCAGGACAAGUUAUUCAGCAGGUUUUCCAGCAAGGACAGUCAGGACAAACUCAGAAAGUCAUCCUUCAUCAGGGACAGUUGCAACAGGUGUUAGGAGGCCAAAUGAUCCUCUCUCAGAGUAGUAGUGGCCAACAUCAGGUUCUAGUACAGGGAGGGAACAACUUUCAGGGACAAGUGAUCAUGCAGGGGGUUCCACAUUGUCAGGGACAAGUAUUUGUACAAGGAAAUAAUACCCAAGGCCAAUUAGUGAUGAGUGGUAACCAAGGUCAAACAGUGGUGGUCCCAGGCAAUCAGGGACAACAGCAAGUGGUAGUGUCAAGUGCCCAAGGCCAAACAAUGUUUGUAGCUGGCAAUCAAGGUCAACCUGUAGUAGUUAGUGGACAACAAGGUCAAAGUGGUCAAGUGAUGAUGCCUAGUAAUGUGGGUGGUACGGUACUGUUGGCUCCUCAGCAGCAGGGCUCCACGGCCAAGACAUUGAUAAUAUUGCCCAAUCCUAAGAUGGUGCUGUCGGGUAACCAGCACCAGGGCGGCCAGAGCCAGCAGCUGGUAAUACCGCGUCAAAUGGCCGGACAACAAAUUGUACAAGUGGUCUCGUCGGGGACGACGCUGCCGGUUGCCACUGUUACGACAGCAGUGAGAACUGUGCAUACAGCUCCCCCCAUUGCAGAAACGCGUACCACCCCCACCCCUCCUACUGUCCAGAUUCAGAGUUCUAUUGGUAGUAGUAGCAGCAGUAGUGUGACAACAUACAGUGCACAGACUUCAUCUACUUUGCCCACUGCUAUUGCUCCUGCCCCAGCUGGUCCAACAGCUGUUCCAGUGUCACAAACUUCAGUGAGUCAGGGGCCUCAAACGCCGCACGUCCCUGCCCCACAGGUGCUAUCGUCUGGCGUGGCGCGACGUCCCGGAAAACCGAGUGGAUUACAGUAUUUAUGUGAAUGGCGGGGCUGUAGCCAAGUGUUCAGCAGUGCAGGUCAGGUUUACCACCAUGCCUGCAAAGUCCACUGUCCUCCACAUUUUGCCGAGAUACAAUGUGGCUGGGCAGGCUGCGACCCCAUGGUCAGACGGAGGUUUAGUGCCAUGACUCAUCUCCACGACAGACACUGUAAUGAGCAGCUCCUACAGAUCCUGGCAGUAAGACGGUCACAGUUAGCCACGACGGGGAAGACUGACAUACCUAUCCCCCAGACGCCGCCGCCUCACCCCGGGUAUGCGCCUAAUGCAGCCUUCCAUGCCAUUAAGAGACAUGCCCUAGAAGUCAUCAACCAGAGAGAUGCGGUGGAGAAGGAAGGUCCUGUGACGAAAAGUAUUCGCCUGACUGCCGCUUUGAUCCUUAGAAACCUAGUCAUAUAUUCUAAUACAGGGAAAAAAUUACUGCGAGGAUACGAGUCUGAGCUAGCAAACGUAGCGCUCAGCACAAUGGAGUCGUCGCGGACAGUUGCACAGAUCCUCUACGACAUCAGACUACCUGACCACCAGAACCUGUAAAGCUUGUGAGGUUUUCACAAAAGGGAACUUCAACUAAUCAUCAGGAUCCUGUCAUGUAGGGUAACAUUAGUGGUUACCUCCCUCUUGCUCUUCAUGACCCGGGGAAGGUUUACUCAACAAAGUGGCAUCGUGUACACAAAUUAUAUGAGGGCCAAUCGAAGUGUUCUAUGCUGUCCAAAUUAGGUUUUAUGUAAUCUAUAUUCCCACCACAGUUUUUGUGUGAUGGUGAGCUUGAUAUUAAUAUAUCAGAAGUCCAUGAAAUUGGGCACAUCAAUAGUGCAAUUAUUAAGUAUUGACGUUGAAACGAUAAUUUUUUGAGAAAAAGAGUGAGUGGUAUUUAUAUUGUGCCAGUGACUAGGUGGAAGAUGAAGUCCUUGUUUGUCAAGACCUGCCUUGUAGUAGUUUUUCAUUCCUUAUGUUAGAUUUUUGCAUUUAGAGAAAAUAUCAUUGUAUAGAAGUCAAGGUUUAAGUCUGUGGUAUCAUUUUUACUAUUUAUUUUUUAAUUAGCACAUUUAAUUUUUUAAGUUUGAGAGCUUAUGUAGAUAUUGUCUGAAUGCAGUGUAAAUGCUAUUUUAAAGGGUUAUUUUAUUUUUGUUUUAUUAAGUACAGUAAUCUCAUUAUUGCUAAAUUUAGCUCUUUUAUGACCAGUUUAGCAUGAAGGUGGAUCUGUCAGCACAAUUUUGUAAAUUUUGUACACAGUGUAUAAAUACCAUAACUUCUGUACAUGUAGACUGUAGUAGAAACUAUUUCUUCUGCUAAAAGCAAGUUAAAGACAAGUUUCCUCCAGUACACAUGCUUGAGAGAGGCAGCUGAGGGUUGGGCGCCAGGUGCCAGCACAAGGUCCAGAGAUGUAAUUGGGGGGUUUCAUAUAUUAUACACAUGUGCAACUAGUAAAAAAAUAUAAAAAUAAAAACCUGUGAAAAUUAUUGAAAGGAGAAAGUUGUGAUACCAAAUAUAUAAAAAAAAUUGUUUUUUAUAGAAAACUUGAACUACACGAAAAACUAAUUCUAUUUUCUAUCAUUAUUUGUAGAAUUAUAGAUAGUAGUAUAUUAUUUUUUACCAGUUUGACAUGUAUGAUGUAGAUACUGGACAGUAAAUACUGAUUUUUAAGAAUAAUUUCUAUUAUACAAGAAGCAUAUACUCUGUGCAUCAAAAUAUAAUUUAGUUAUUAUGAAUGAAAUAACAUGGAUGAAAAAAAAUGUACAUUUCUCUAGAAUAUUAUAGACUUCAUAUGAAAAUUAUGGUUAAAACUCCGUACCUGAGUCACGUUUUACACACAGAUUGUUCUUCUGCUGGUCAAUGUUCUCUUUAAAAGUUGGGACAGGAAAGCUGGUAUCACAAGAAGCUGUGUUAGACCCCAGUUAGUAGUAAUAGUUUAAAGCUUUACAGUGUCCAGCCACCCACACUGCUGCUGCCAUGAUCUUGGCAGAAAUUACUUUUUGACUAGGGAGAUUAUUUGCACAUAUAUAUGGGCAAGGUGUGUGUUUUGUAUGUGGUGGUUGUUUCACAAGCCUUCCUCACAGUACUGUAGCACCAUUAGGCUUCAGGUGGACAUUGUAAGUGUGGGCACGAACUAGGAGUCGUCCAAUCAUCAUCUCCUCUGUCACUACACUGAUGGUAUCUGACCAAUGGAUGUGCAAUGUAUACAGCUUCUUGACUGGUGCUGACAAGUUGCAGCGAGCAUGGCAGCAGCGGAUUUUCUCUCGCGACACUUUUGUAUCAUUCCCAGAUGAACAUUUCUUUAUCCGACAUUUACUUUCCUGAUGCACUGAGCUGUGUCUUCUGUUAAAACAACUCGCCAAACAUUAUCAUUAUUAUUAUUAUUAUUAUUUUUUUUUAAUAAAAUAUUGUAAAUGUUAAUGUAAGUUUUCAUUAAUGAACCAUGGAAACUUUAUUGCUCUCUCAUUUAUCCCAUUAAACUUUUUGAAAAACAAGUGACCAACAUAUCAGGCUUCAGUAAAGGUGUGAUAACUUAUGGAUAUACUGUACUCACAAGAAGAGUAUUAAACAGGUAAAAUUAAAUGUAUCUUUAUUACAUUAGUUUUUAAAUAUAAGAAAUUUGGUAUCAAAAAUUUCUAUUGUGAUAAUAUUGCUAAUGUCACUAAUCGUAAUUGUUGCUGAAAGGUGAACGUGAUCAUGAUGUGAGGCGAGGCAGUAGAGUACUAGUGUUUGAUGCAUGCCACAGACGACACCCCACAAGUAGCCUCUCUCGGAUGAGCAUGUCUGUUUCAUGUUAAGCAUAGAUCAAUUUUCUCAGUUGCUUCAAUAUUGAUACUUUUGUAAAAAUUUCUAUAUGCAUCUUCCAAAAAUAUAGAACAAAAAAUCUA
This is a messenger RNA of Homarus americanus (American lobster), 7365 nucleotides long. It is a transcript of the gene Bap170, whose product is annotated as AT-rich interactive domain-containing protein 2-like. NCBI's taxonomy places the organism in Eukaryota, Metazoa, Arthropoda, Malacostraca, Decapoda, Nephropidae. Gene Ontology annotation, biological process: regulation of DNA-templated transcription. The record is from RefSeq and is a predicted model, not a curated record. Gene Ontology annotation, molecular function: DNA binding. Gene Ontology annotation, cellular component: SWI/SNF superfamily-type complex.